Blepharisma stoltei is the source of this 2129-nucleotide messenger RNA. The record is from the annotation of a GenBank genome assembly. Lineage: Eukaryota; Ciliophora; Heterotrichea; Heterotrichida; Blepharismidae.
AUGAAUUUUAAAGCAAUGUAAUGAAAACUCAGAAUUCAAGCAAGCAUUUUGACAUGGGAAAAAGACUCAAAUGAACUCUUUGAUUAUGACUCAAAAAGCGUCUCUAAAAGCCUGAUCAAAACUGAAACACCUUCCUUUCUUCUUAGAAAUGGAGAUUAAGAUUAGCCGUUCGCACUUGCGGUGCCGGGGAUUUGCGCCCCUGCACGCUCUUCGCCCCAUAAGGAGCCUCGGCAUACGACAUAAACAAAGGAUUUCCGACCCCUUUCCACCUAAAUCCCCAACACUGGGCAGUUGCCUGCAGUUGUGAGGAAAUAGAGUUGAGAGGUCAGGUGGCACGUCGUUUCCAUUUUCAUGUAUAUGUAUAUUAGAAAUGGAGAUGAUCUUGAGUUUUCUUCAACCUUUCGCUCUCUUGCAGGGACAAGUGGAAUGAAAUAUAUUUUAAAAGUCCAUCUUAUUGACAGUAACUCAUAAGCAGAAAACUUUGCAAUAACCCCAGUGAGCUCUGUAAAUGGAAAAAAACUCCGAAGAGAUCAUUUCGAGAAAACGUGGCUUGUUGUAAGGGCAUUGAAAAAUUCCCAUUCUGCUAAAGGCUAUAGACUUGCCGAAGGCGAUGUGAUAAAACUAGGAAAACUGAAAUUUAGGGUAAAAGAAAUAAGCUCAACGGCAGUCCCUGGACUUGAAACUUUUAGUAUGUCUGAUAUGCUUUCUUACUUACUUAGUUACAUAGUUUUAAGGUGUCUAGUGCCCACACCCCUUAAUGAAAAAGGGUCAAAGCGACAACUAGUGACGUCACCAAGCCAUCUUGGAAUAUGUGGUCAGCCCACACCCAAGCCUUCUAUAAGGCUAGUCGUCAGAUAAAUCGCCGCACAUCUCACCCGGCGCGUUGCCGUCGCUCGUCCAGACUCAGCUCCUGCGCGUGUUCCGCCUAAGGGUCAUCCUCCCGUGGGGACGUGCUGAGAGGUAAAACUCCGAAAUCUUGAGUGCACUGAGGAGUCGUGCCUUUGGUUAUCCCCAAAGUUAAACGACUAUUGCUGUGCAGAAGUUCUCGAGAGAAAACCCAACCCCAUAAAUAAAAUUCCAUGAGGGAGAGAAAAUUGGCAGAGCCAAUUUCUCUCGAACCGAAUGCCAUUUUAUUUAUGUCUGAUAUGCUUUCACAAAAUCAAAGCAGCGAGCACAGUGAAGAGCCUCCUCCAUCCAAAAUUUAUAAGCUGCCUUGCAGAAUCUGUUUAAGUGAGUCAAAUGAUGACGAUAACCCUCUAAUAGCUCCGUGCAAGUGCGAUGGGACUAUGAAAUAUAUUCAUAUAAAAUGUCUACAACAGUGCUUGAGAUCAAAAAUCACUAGCAGAUAUAGCGACUGCUCAGUGUCAUUUGUAUGAAAAAAACUUUGUUGUGAUUUAUGCAAAAAAGAGUACCCAUAUAAAUUUAUUUUGGGGCAAAAAGUUAUAGAGCUUUUGGAUAUCCCUAAGCCGCCAGGGCAAUACAUUAUAUUGGAAGGCCUUUGUAAAGAUAAAACGUCUAAUAAGAGUUUGCAUGUUGUAAGUUUGUGCAGCAAAAGUUCAAUAAAAAUAGGAAGAAGCCAAGAGUGCGACUUAAGGGCGCAAGACAUAUCGGUAUCUAGGACCCAUGCGAUGCUAAAUUAUGCAGCUGGGCACUUUUAUUUGGAAGAUUCAGGAGGAAAGUUUGGGACUUUGAUACAAAUAAAGCGCCCUAUCUCAUUAGCUCAUAAAAUUACUAUACAAGCUGGACGAUCUAUUAUUACUUUCUCUAUGAAAAAACAAUUUAGUAUUAUCCCUUCCUGUUUCAGACCUAUAAGCACUAUGAUUGAUUCUUAUCUAACGCCUCAACCCGAAGGCAAUCUCCCUCUACUCCCUUACAAUACAGGAAUCCCUUUAAGUGUUAACAACCCAUAUGAUCUUCUUGAAAGUGCUGGCUUAUGCCCUCACAAGCCCGACGAAUACUCCAGAACUAACAAUGUUUUAUUUGAGCACAAGCAGCUCGGACUAAAUAGCUCCUAUGAGGAUGAAGAAGGCACUGAAAGUGGUGACUCAGUCGAAGAGGUGAAACUUGCAAUUUCUUCAGAUGAAGAAGACGAAAACGAAGAAAAAAGAUUCGAUACCUCUGCGAUUUAA